AUGGGUAAAAACAAGCCUAGAGGUUUGCAAGCUGCCCGCAAAUUACGAACAACUCGACGAGAAAAUCGUUGGGCAGACAAACAAUAUAAAAGACGAGCUCUAGGUACCGCUUUCAAGCAUCAACCUCUUGGUGGUGCUUCAAUGGCAAAGGGUAUCGUCCUGGAAAAGAUUGGUGUCGAAGCAAAACAACCAAACUCGGCCAUUCGUAAAUGUGUGAGGGUACAGCUCAUCAAGAAUGGUAAAAAGGUCACUGCUUUCGUACCCCAGGAUGGUUGUCUGAACUUUAUUGAAGAGAACGAUGAAGUUCUCAUUUCUGGAUUCGGUCGAAAGGGUCGUGCCGUCGGUGAUAUUCCCGGUGUUCGUUUCAAGGUCGUCAAAGUAUCGAGUGUCUCAUUGUUAGCAUUGUACAAGGAGAAGAAGGAGAAGCCGAGAUCAUAA
This is a messenger RNA of Synchytrium microbalum, 438 nucleotides long. RefSeq lists its product as uncharacterized. Gene Ontology annotation, molecular function: structural constituent of ribosome. Gene Ontology annotation, biological process: translation. The record is from RefSeq and is a predicted model, not a curated record. The coding region runs from base 1 to 438 and encodes 145 amino acids. NCBI's taxonomy places the organism in Eukaryota, Fungi, Chytridiomycota, Chytridiomycetes, Synchytriales, Synchytriaceae. Gene Ontology annotation, cellular component: cytosolic small ribosomal subunit; ribosome. The transcript has 4 exons.